AUGCAACGCAUUACAUUCGAAGAUCCUGGUCAUGAAGCAAAUAAUUCCGGUGGAUAUUCAACGUAUCACAUGUUUUCCAAAACAUUUGACUGUGUAUAUUCGAGCAGAUACCCAGGUCGACGAAUCCGGUGCGGAUCUGACGAGCUCCAGAGUAUUCCUGAGAACGGAUCCGGUGGCUGGAUUUACCGAGUUUCACCUGAAACCGACCGGGGAACCUGCGAUCAAGAUAAUGAUCCACACAUGCUCGCCAAUGCUCCAGCUCCGAACGCAUGUCAUGGUAGCGAAGGUUGGUUGCCAUCAAAACUGAAAAUUUCUGAAAACUUACUUUGA
Adineta ricciae is the source of this 330-nucleotide messenger RNA. NCBI's taxonomy places the organism in Eukaryota, Metazoa, Rotifera, Eurotatoria, Adinetida, Adinetidae. The record is from the annotation of a GenBank genome assembly.